GAGCAACCGUCGUUUUUGUUUUUCUCGUCGGCUUGCUGGAUAGCAGGACCUUCCAUUUGCCAUUUUCUUCGUCUAACUCUAAGCCACGUUCUUUCCUUCUUCUUAUCGUUCUCGAUAUGCGUCUCGAUGCUCUCUUGCCCCGACAGUCCAGCAGUUGCAUCGACUGUCCAGAGACACCCGUGUGCAGCUGCGCAGCUAAUCAAGAAUGCUUUCAGAUAAGCAGGGACUGCUAUACUUGCAGUACAUUCACGUGUGUUUCCCAGGAUAGCUCUUCGAGCAGCAGCAGUAGCUCUGGGGGUGUCAGCAAAGGUGCACUGGCUGGCGCAAUCGUCGGGGCACUCGUUUUUCUUGGCGGUGCCAUCUUUCUUUUCCUCUGGUGGCGUCGCUCAACUCGCCGCCGCCGUGCUUUGGAAGAGGCAGAGGCCAAGCCUGAUGCUCCUGCUCCAGCAGAGACCGUCCUGAACAGACCUGAUCCUACGGAGAAGCCAUCACCGACGUCAGUGGAACAGAAUACCGUCAGAGUUUAUUCAUCAUCAUCCAAUACCACUAUCGAUUUGGAUCCCGAGUCCCAGACCUCUUCGCAUCCUCACUCACCAGAAUCAACCCGUUCUAAUCCUUUCGAAGACAGCAAUUCUAUUCAAACUGCAGGAACUGAAGGGACUAACGUUAUACCCAUCGCUCUCGUACCCCCUGAUCCAUCAUCCCACGCCUCAUCGCAUUCCGAACUGUCUAAUAUUGCCUCCCCUGUCCGACCGCCACGGUCUCCAGACCUUAAUCUCGAACACGUUAAUGUCUCUCACGACACUCUCCGUACUCCCCAAGGUUACGCUUUAUCGCAGCGCUCAGGGGUGUCGGGGGUGUCUUCGCGGCAGUCGUACAUGUCCAAUGCAAGCUAUUCCAGUGAUUUCCUCAAUGAAGCACCUAUGAUUAUCACCCCCGGCCACGGCACCGUACGACAAGUGUUGGGUGUCGUCAAAGCGGAAGUCAUCAAUGCUCCUGGGCCCAAUGAUGGCUUGAGAACGCCUGGGACUGCCUCGCGGCCAAUGACCCGGUCACCUUUGGCAGCAACUUCAUUUGGGCCAGCAGAUAUCAUGAGCGGUGAUGAAUUGUUGGAAGGAAACCCGUUCAGUGACAGGCAUUCGUCCACUGCGACUACGCAUGCCACAUCACCAGAUUCCGUUCAAACAGCAUUUAGUCCGACAUCACCGACACGAGAGUCCAACCAGAUGAACUGGACCCCCGAUAGCCCUCUUCUUCCCUGGGCACAGGACGGCGAUAACAGCCGUCCGUCUAGUAUGAGCACACAGGCCGGGUCCAUUAUCGGUAUAGAGAAUGCCACCCGUGUCAAUGUGGGCCUUCUGGAUAGGUCACCAUCGUACAGGACUACGAAGGGCAGACUGGUCACUCCAUCUACUGCUGGUCUUGGGACUCUGGAGGAACAACAGCAGCGGGCUCUUGCGCACGCACAGGCCAGAGCGCAGGCGCAAGGACUGGACAAGAAUAAGAGGGCUUCGGGCUCAUCAGUCCUUUCUGCUACAUCUACCAGAGCCGAUUCAAUUCUGGAGUCUUUCCCCUUUGUACCUCCAUCUCCCAUAUCUAACAGACCCAUGAGAUCACCCCCGGUAUCACCUAUGGGUCAGAGUUUCUCCGGCGGGCCAUCUUCUCCCAAUGCACAGCAAUCGUUCUUGUCCUCCUCGACACAAGCUACCGUUGUCCCUUCUCUUCAGGGUAAUAGCUUCUCUGAGAGUGAGACAGAUCUACCAUCUCCACCCAGCAGGCGCACUUUGGGCCUGUCCACGGGGUCUCAACUGUCGACAGCAUCCUCUGGCCUGGGGUCUUUCCCGUUCCAGAUAGAUACAGGCAACUCGGGAGAGCCGUCGUCGAUGCCCUCUGUAUACAGUGGGCGUCAACGUGCAAGCUUGGACACUUUGGCUAUUACCAGUGACCUCUCUUCUUAUCCCCUUGGAUUCGACAGGGACAGUAUUCUUCCUCCUUCAUCUAAGAGGGGAUAAAAUCCCACCUUUCCAUAGUGAUGAACUGAUUUGUACCGAUGUACUACCAUUAGACUGGUCGGGUACCGGUACCCUAUGCUUUCUUUUCUUCCGUUUGUCGUAACAUAUCGUCGUUGGGCUCAAUCUGUCCUAUACUUAUAUCUUCAACGAUUGGCCCUAAACUUGCUUGCGAGUUGCUUUCAUACUGGGAUUUAGUAAGGAAUCGUGUGCGGUGCGUUAGAAUUUAUGUAGUGGGAGUACUUGGCAGUAAUACGCUGUUGUCGUGCUCAGUCUGAAAUGAUGAGCCAAUAGUUCCAAUGGUAUACAAGUACAUGGUCCUGAAGGGUAGUGUUGCAUUAUCCACCUAGUACCAAUUCAUACACAAUGACGAUGAUGUUGAACGCG
Messenger RNA from Guyanagaster necrorhizus, 2396 nucleotides. RefSeq lists its product as uncharacterized. The record is from RefSeq and is a predicted model, not a curated record. NCBI's taxonomy places the organism in Eukaryota, Fungi, Basidiomycota, Agaricomycetes, Agaricales, Physalacriaceae. Bases 117 to 2012 code for a protein of 631 amino acids. The transcript has 2 exons.